CGUUUUUAGCAGAGGAACUGACCUAGAAUUUUUCAGCUUAAACGUGAAUUGAUGAAUUUGCGUCAAGAACAGAGUUCCAUUAGCAUUUACUUCACAAAGCUGAAAACUAUAUGGGAAGAACUGAGUAAUUAUCGGCCUAAUUGUUCUUGUGGAAAGUGUUCUUGUGGUGGAGUUAAAAAUCUUAACAAUCAUCAUCAAAUGGAGUACAUAAUGUCCUUCUUAAUGGGACUUGAUGAUUCUUUCUCUCAAGUUCGUGGUCAGUUGCUUCUCAUGGAUCCGAUGCCUUCCAUUACUCGUGUUUUCUCUCUGAUUGUUCAAGAGGAACAACAAAGGAGGACUAAUUCUUCCUUUAAUUCGAGCAAUUCUACUGGCACACUGGCAUUUGCUGUGAAAACAGAUGUUGCUAAAUCCGGUGGAUCUGGUUCUCAAAAUUCUCAGAAUUUCACUUUCAGUGCUUCUAAGAAUCAGAAAAGAGACAGGCCUUAUUGCACACUAUCAGAAUAAUGAAGAUAGUAAGGAUUUGAAGGUUCUUCUUGCCCUUGCUGCCUCACAUAAUUG
This is a messenger RNA of Ilex paraguariensis (yerba mate), 558 nucleotides long. Lineage: Eukaryota; Viridiplantae; Streptophyta; Magnoliopsida; Aquifoliales; Aquifoliaceae. The record is from the annotation of a GenBank genome assembly.